Microcebus murinus (gray mouse lemur) is the source of this 2810-nucleotide messenger RNA. The record is from RefSeq and is a predicted model, not a curated record. Lineage: Eukaryota; Metazoa; Chordata; Mammalia; Primates; Cheirogaleidae.
UUUUUUUAGCGCUAAAACUCAAAAUCGCGGUUAUUUUAGUGAUUAGCCCCGUCUCUUCCGCUGCUGAAACCUCUGGAAACUACACCUCCCAGCAUGCUCUGAAGCUGGUCUGACCUCAUCUCAAAUGGCCCCGUAGGGCAACAAGGAUAGUUAGUUUUGACCGUAUUUAUUUGUGCCAUGAAAAAUCAACCCUAAUUGGCAGCUACUUGGACUUUUAUAUCUGCCGGACCCCUUUUUCUGAACUGUCACUAAAUGAAAGGGUUCUGACCUGGGAAGACCCAUCCAUUCCCUCAAUUGGAUGGGGAGCAGGGACAGUGUCCCCGACGAUCUCAUGAAUAGGAGGGAAUGUUGACCAGGGAGCACCGCUGCGGCCGCUCAGAGGAGCAGGAACUGGAGGCCGGGCUGAGUCCGAAAAAACCCGGAUCUGGACGGUGGCUCCAGAAAGGUUGGAAGUGGACGAUGGAGGAGCCGGAGGAACCGGCGGACAGUAGGCAGUCGCUGCCCCCGGUUUAUAUCUACAGUCCGGAGUAUGUCAGCAUGUGCGACUCCCUGGCCAAGGUCCCCAAACGGGCCAGUAUGGUACAUUCUUUGAUUGAAGCUUAUGCACUGCUUAAGCAAAUGAGGAUAGUGAAACCCAAAGUGGCCUCCAUGGAGGACAUGGCCACCUUCCACACUGAUGCUUAUCUGCAGCAUCUCCAGAAGGUCAGCCAAGAAGGCGAUGAUGAUCAUCCGGACUCCAUAGAAUACGGGCUAGGUUAUGACUGCCCAGCCACUGAAGGGAUAUUUGACUAUGCAGCAGCUGUAGGAGGGGCUACAAUCACAGCUGCCCAAUGCCUGAUCGAUGGAAUGUGCAAAGUAGCAAUUAACUGGUCUGGAGGAUGGCAUCACGCAAAGAAAGAUGAAGCAUCUGGUUUUUGUUAUCUCAAUGAUGCUGUCCUGGGAAUAUUACGAUUGCGACGGAAAUUUGACCGUAUUCUCUAUGUGGAUUUGGAUCUGCACCAUGGAGAUGGUGUAGAAGAUGCCUUCAGUUUCACCUCCAAAGUCAUGACUGUGUCCUUGCACAAAUUCUCCCCAGGAUUUUUCCCAGGAACGGGUGAUGUGUCUGAUGUUGGCCUAGGGAAGGGACGGUACUACAGUGUAAAUGUGCCCAUUCAGGAUGGUAUACAGGAUGAGAAAUAUUACCACAUCUGUGAAAGUGUACUAAAGGAGGUAUACCAAGCCUUUAAUCCCAAAGCAGUGGUCUUACAGCUGGGAGCUGAUACAAUAGCUGGAGAUCCUAUGUGCUCCUUUAACAUGACUCCUGUGGGAAUUGGCAAGUGUCUUAAAUACAUCCUUCAGUGGCAAUUGGCAACACUCAUUUUGGGAGGAGGAGGCUAUAACCUUGCCAACACAGCUCGAUGCUGGACAUAUUUGACCGGGGUCAUCCUAGGGAAAACACUAUCCUCUGAGAUCCCAGAUCAUGAGGCUCCUGACGUCUUAUACCCAGACAUUUAUGACUAUGUCAUUCAUAAAUUUGUCCAAACCCUUUGUGAAUCCCUUCUGUCAUAUCCUUCUGGUUUAAGAGAUGUGAGUCAUCCAAGAAGGAACAAAGAAGAAAAUUGAAAUGACAGUCUUCCAGGUACAAUAAGAUAACAUUUUAAUGAAAAUUGCCAAAAAUAGACUACACAGUAUGAAGGCAUAUAUAAGUUUUGUGUCACAAUACACAGUUGCACACAAAUAUCCCUGUGGUACUCUGAAAUCAGAUCAACAAAUGGUAGAUCAAAAAUAUUUGCUGAGCACCCAUUGUGUGCCAGGCACUAUGCGAGGUAUCUUGGAAGAUGCAAAGUAAAACCUCAUCCUCUGCCUCAAGCAGCUGGGAGGAGAGGGAUGGUGCAAGUGCUAGGGAGAUAUGCAAAUGCACGGAGAGUUAUAACACAGAGAAGAAAAAGAGGUAGUAGGAAGAGGAAGAACCAUGAGGUAGUAGGAACAGUGAUUAUGGAGGUGUGCAUCAAAUAGAAAGGGGGAUACAAAGGAGUACACAAAAUACCCUGCCCUCCAGGAGCUGAAAAUAUAAUUAAGAAAUCUAAUAGAUGAAAAGGUAUAUUGCAGCAGCCAGCUGCAGCCUGGCUGACUUCUUCACUCUCUGCUCUCUGUCUUGGGCUUUUGUUCUUCCAUCUCCUAGGAUAAUAAUCCUCUUCCUUCUCCAAAUGCCCUUUCCCCGGUUCUCUACUGUUUUUCUAGGUCCAGCUUCAAGGCCUGUGCCUUUCAAAAACCCUUACCUAAAUAUACCAAGCCCCUCUGAGCUCUUCCUUCUGUUCACUGUUAAGUGAAUGAACAGAUAUUCAUUGGUCUCCUACUACUUGCUAGGCCCUAUCUCCGGAUUCAGAGAUACAAAGAUUAACAAGAUGAACCCAGUGCCCUCAAAAAUCUCACCAUCUAGCCAGGUGCAGUGGCACGCAUCUGUAGUCCUAGCUACUUGGGAGAGUGAGGUGGGAGGAUCACUUGACCCCAGGAGUUCAAGUUCAGCUUGGACAACAUAGUAAAACUCCAUCUUAAAAAAAAAUCUCACCAUCUAAUAAAAAUGACAGCACAAUGUAUUCAAAUCCAGGACAGAUGAGGAACAUAGGGGAAAUAUUUCAACAAGACUUUGAGAGAGAGUAGGAAGGCUUGAAUGGAAAUUGGGGCCAGAUUAUGAAGAGCCCUAAAUGCUAUACUAAAGAGCUUACACAUUGUUUCUAUAAAAACAGGUGAGCGUUGGUUUUUAUUUAUUUUCAUAUUUUUAUUUCAGCGUAUUAUGUGGGUACAAAUGUUUAGGUUACAUAUAUUGCCUC